This is a messenger RNA of Cydia amplana, 1275 nucleotides long. It is a transcript of the gene DnaJ-6, whose product is annotated as dnaJ homolog subfamily B member 12. The coding region runs from base 165 to 1226 and encodes 353 amino acids. Gene Ontology annotation, cellular component: endoplasmic reticulum membrane. Gene Ontology annotation, molecular function: Hsp70 protein binding. Lineage: Eukaryota; Metazoa; Arthropoda; Insecta; Lepidoptera; Tortricidae. The record is from RefSeq and is a predicted model, not a curated record. The transcript has 6 exons. Gene Ontology annotation, biological process: cellular response to misfolded protein.
GACGCAUUACAUUAUAUUAUGUCCUCCACUUAAGUAGAUAUUGAGCAAUGGUGUAGUUUAAUUAUAAAUAAAAUCUAUUUCCGCUAAUUAGAUUUGCGCGACACGUCUAUCAUUUACUCUCGUAACGCGCCAGCUUUCACCAAAGACUUAAUUCGAAAUUCAAAAUGACGCUCGAAGGUAACAAGGACGAGGCUGAGAAAUGUUUCGAUAUCGCGCAGGCAGCUUUUUCUGCGGGGAAUACGGAGAAGGCUGAAAGGUUUCUGUUGAAGGCUGAGCGCUUGUACCCCACGGCGCGUGCUAAGGAGUUGUUGACGCGGGUGAAGGCGGCGGGGAGUUCGGGAGGUCGCAAGACUCCGCCGCGAAGGGAGCCCGCUGAAGAAGUGAGGAGACGCAAGGCUCCGACGCACCAGGCGCCGCAGCGCGAGUACACGACAGAGCAGCUGGAGGCUGUGCGCCGGAUUAAUACGAAAUGCAAGGACUAUUACGAAAUUUUGGGCGUGACAAAAGAGGCCACUGAUACGGACAUCAAAAAGUCUUACAAGAAGUUGGCGCUUCAGCUACACCCCGACAAGAACCAUGCGCCUGGGUCCAGCGAGGCCUUCAAGGCCAUCGGCAACGCGGCUGCCGUGCUUACGGAUCCCGAGAAGCGCAAGCAGUACGACGUGCGCGGCGAGGAACCGGCGCACGCGCACGCGCACGCGCAACACCAGUACUACGCGCGCGGGUUCGAGUCCGACCUCACUGCCGAGGAGCUCUUCAAUAUGUUCUUUGGCAACGCGGCGUUUCCGGGCGCGGCGGGGGGAGGCGUGUACCAGCGGCGGCGCGCGCGCUCGCCCGAGCAGCGCGAGCACGCAGGCCUGCUGCAGCUGCUGCCCGUGCUGCUGCUCGUGCUGCUGUCCAUGAUGAGCGGCUUCUUCAUCAGCGAGCCCGUCUACUCGCUGCAGCCCAGCUCCAAGUACCCCGUGCCGAGGGAGACCGUCAGCCUCAAGGUGCCUUACUACGUGAAGGACAAUUUUCAUACUGACUACCAAGGCUCUCUGAGACGAUUGGAGAUGGCUAUAGAGGAAGAAUACAUAGUGGGGCUGCGCCACGCGUGUCAGCGCGAGCGCAACUACCGGGACAGCAUGGCGUGGAAGGCGCGCAACUUCGGCGACUCUCGCCAGUACGCGGACGCUCAGAAACUGCGCACGCCAUCUUGCGAAAAACUUCAACAGUUCCACCGAUAGAGGGCGCUGUUAUCAACUAGUUUUAGUUCACACGGACGCCGAUAGAUGG